Molecule: messenger RNA, 996 nt
Organism: Fusarium sp. VM40
Lineage: Eukaryota; Fungi; Ascomycota; Sordariomycetes; Hypocreales; Nectriaceae
Source: the annotation of a GenBank genome assembly
AUGCGUCCCAAGAUUCUUCAUUCCAUAGUGCUCGGUUUUGCUGGCUUCCAGGCCGCAGACGCAAGUGUCUGUAAGCCUAGGUCUUUGUCAUCCGGGCUUCCAACCAUCGCAUCAACGACUUUGAUAGCAUUGGAAACAACAAGCUCUGGUUUCGCUUCAGAGUCUUCGGUGCUCAGCUCGACUAUUGCUUCAGCUUCUACUGAAGUUACAAUUGAAGUUGACACGACUACUACCGACGCAACCACUACCAAAGCCGAUACAACUACCAUUGAAGCAACAUCUAUCACUAUUGUAUCCGCUUCUACUGAAGUGACUUCCACAUCCGAUUUAGCCGUCACCACUCAAACAACAGCUUCCACCGAGAUUACAGCUUCCACCAAGGCUACAACUUCCGCCGAGACUACAAUCUCAUCCGGGACAAUUUUAAUUACCGACACUACCACAGCCCCAACAUCCAUCCAAACCACUACUACAACUGAGGCUACAUCAACCACCACCGCAGAGCCCCCUGCCAUUACCAACUUCCAACUUAGAGGCGCACGCGCCCCAGUCGAAGGGGUAUCUAUCUAUUCAAAUGGUGUCGGGGGAAAUUACCUACUUUUCUCUGGAGGCUAUCCAGGCUACACUCUUGCUACCUUCAGUGUCGAAGCAAUUAGUGGCCGUCUUUUGAUCGAGAACUCACUAGCCGUCUGUGCAUUUUUCCAACCCAACCAAGACAUUGCCACACUGUCCAUAUGUAGAGACACCCCCGAGUCUCAAGCAGUUCCCAUUUCUUGUACACCUCCUGUUAAAGAUGGAGAUGUCUUGAGCUGUAGUGUGCCAGCCCAGACUUGUGUUGAAACCCAAAUUUCGUUUUUCGAAACCACUGUUACAUGUGCACCCACUGGCGAGAUGCUUAUGGACACAUCUACAGACUUCAAUUAUAAUGUUAACAAAAAUAUUCCGGUGAUAGGACAGAUAGCCAAUGGAGUGAACUUUAUGGUUCAUGCGGUCUAG